GUCAAUUUUAACUUAGACUUGGGGCAAUGUGUACAGUGACAGUUUAGUGGUUGUUUUUUAUUGUGGUGUCUGUUUAAUAAGACUUGUUUAAUGGUGUCAAGACUGAAGAUGUGCUAGUAUAUCUUCCGAACUGGAAUCAUAUUCAGGGGAAAUAUAAAUAUUGUUCACAGCAUGCUAUGGCUUGUCAUUUUCGAAGGUCAAUAGCUGCACAGCUUUCCCGACUUCUAGGACAGCCAGUAGAGCACAUUGUGAGAGCUGUAUCAGCAGUCCCUGUUUCUAAAAAGCAACAAAUCUCAGACUUUCGUUUUUCGCUGAGUUCACUUGUAGAGAGUGGUUUCAUAAGUUUGCCUGCUGACAUUCAUGCUCAGACCCAGAGGCUAGCAGAGCAGCUGAAGUGUGAUAGCGUAGUAACAGACGUGACCGUUUCUAAUGGAGCGAUAUACUUUCAGAUCAACAGGAAUUUAUUGUCAAAGUUGGUGUUGCAGCAAGUUUUCAGUGAUGGUGUACACUAUGGAGUGAAAAGUGAGUUGCUUUCGGAAUGUUCCAAAGAAAAUGUUGUAGUGGAAUUCAGCUCACCGAAUAUCGCUAAAAGGUUUCAUGUGGGACAUUUGCGCUCCACAAUAAUUGGCAAUUUCAUAUCAAAUCUAAAAGAAGUGCUUGGAAGUCACGUAACCAGAAUCAAUUACUUGGGUGACUGGGGUAUGCAGUUUGGUUUGCUGGGAGCAGGCUUUCAGCAAUUUGGCUGUCAGGAAAAGCUUCAAAGGAACCCCUUACAUCACCUUUUUGAAGUAUAUGUUCAAGCUAACAAAGCAGCAGAAGAGGAUGAUGAAAUACAGAAAUCAGCUCAGGAAUUCUUCAGAAAGUUAGAGGAAGGUGAUGGGCAAACCUUGUCAUUGUGGAAACAGUUUAGAGACAUCAGCAUUAGAGAGUAUGCUGGAAUAUACAAGCGUCUAGGAAUACAUUUUGAUGAAUACUCAGGGGAGUCCUUUUACCAGGAUAAAGUACAGGAUGCCUUAAAGCUGCUGGAAAGCAAAGGACUGUUGAAGAGCAUGAAUAGUGGGACCACUGUUGUGGAUCUUUCAGAAGCAGGAGACUUGUCAGUUUAUGCCACUGUCUUACGAAGUGAUGGCACAUCCCUCUACUUUGCAAGAGAUGUAGCUGCUGCAUUAGACAGAAUGGAGAAGUACAGCUUUGAUAAAAUGAUCUAUGUGGGAAAAGUGACAGAGUGCACUUAG
Protopterus annectens (West African lungfish) is the source of this 1235-nucleotide messenger RNA. RefSeq names its product arginyl-tRNA synthetase 2, mitochondrial (gene RARS2). Bases 177 to 1235 code for a protein of 352 amino acids. Gene Ontology annotation, molecular function: ATP binding; arginine-tRNA ligase activity. NCBI's taxonomy places the organism in Eukaryota, Metazoa, Chordata, Ceratodontiformes, Protopteridae. Gene Ontology annotation, biological process: mitochondrial translation; arginyl-tRNA aminoacylation. The transcript has 13 exons. Gene Ontology annotation, cellular component: cytoplasm; mitochondrion. The record is from RefSeq and is a predicted model, not a curated record.